AUGGAAUUGCAAGAAGAAAAAGAGGUGCAGAUUGCUGCAAGAUUGAAAAAGAUAUUUGGAGAUCAUCCCAUUCCACAGUAUGAGGUGAAUCCACGGACAACAGAAAUUUUAUAUCACCUUGCAGAGCACAACAGGGUCAGUGGCAGGGAUGUCCACCUCAUAUUAGAGGACUUGGAACAAAAAGCAAGUGAAUAUGAAUCAGAAUCCAAGCAUCUUCUGGACCUUCUUUUAAAGGGUGUAAAUUUUUCCCCUGCCAGUUGCUCUCCCACUAGGUCUAGGUAUCUGAAUGCUUUGCUUAACAGUGCAGUGGCCCUUGAAACAAAGGAUACCUCACUAGCUAGUUUUCUCUCUGUAGUGAAUGAUUUGACCUCUGAUCUUUUUUGUACCAAAUCCAAAAAUAAAGAAAUCAAGCCUGAGCUGGCAAAAGUUGAAAAAAAUAAUUGCAAGUUUAUUAUUAGAAAAAUAUCUACAAAAGGAUCUCAAGAGACAGACCUGCAUCUGUCUGCAGAAAAGACCAAAGUGGGCAAUCAUGUCCAGAACAUGGACUUCCUGAGAGCACAGUCAGAGGAGCUCAGGUUUGGAAUCAGAGCCACAGAGGAGACACUUUUAGCUAGAGGCAUGGAUGCUUCUUUGUCUCAUCAGUCACCAGCAGCACUUCCAGAGAAAUUGGCAGGACUAAAACCACAGACUAUAUCUUUGAAGAAAAUAUUGGAGUAA
Messenger RNA from Artibeus jamaicensis (Jamaican fruit-eating bat), 717 nucleotides. RefSeq names its product HAUS augmin-like complex subunit 1. The record is from RefSeq and is a predicted model, not a curated record. The transcript is spliced from 2 exons. Lineage: Eukaryota; Metazoa; Chordata; Mammalia; Chiroptera; Phyllostomidae. Bases 1 to 717 code for a protein of 238 amino acids. Gene Ontology annotation, biological process: spindle assembly; centrosome cycle. Gene Ontology annotation, cellular component: cytosol; HAUS complex.